Messenger RNA from Exaiptasia diaphana, 1017 nucleotides. RefSeq lists its product as uncharacterized. The coding region runs from base 78 to 986 and encodes 302 amino acids. NCBI's taxonomy places the organism in Eukaryota, Metazoa, Cnidaria, Anthozoa, Actiniaria, Aiptasiidae. The record is from RefSeq and is a predicted model, not a curated record. The transcript has 3 exons.
UGUCCCACCAUGUACAUCUAUUGUAGAACAAUAAUAAUGCUCAGAAAAUUAUCAUUUACUCCACUCUUUAUGGGAAAAUGCUGACAGAAAAGGAGAAGGAGUUCGCCCGAGAAUUGCUUGAACGAAUUGAACUACGAGAUUUGAUAACUUUAACAGAUACGGUUACCAAUCGCGCUGUAUCCACUGAAAAUCGCAAAGAAGCUACAGAUGCAAUCCUACUCUAUUCAGUGAACGCAGCUCAGUUAUUGCGACGAAAGAAGGUGAAGAGAGAUCACUUGUAUCAGUACUUGGCAGAGAAAGGUCAUGUUGAGUCUGUAGCAGCUGAUAAAGCUCACUUAUGUAGGCGGGUAUUAAAGUUAUGGGGUAAUACUGAUGAGUUUGACAAAGAUGAUGAUGAUGAUUAUGGUGACUUCAAUGAUUCACCUGAGGUUGAUCCCCCAAAGACUAAACCAGUAGCUUCAAACCCAGGCAACAAAGGUGCUAUCACUGCAGUUGAUGGCCAGGCUCUUGCACAGCACUUUAUACCAUGGUUUUACAGCAUAUUAAAUUCACUACCUGGACAUGGUCACAAUGCUGACGAUCAAUGGGGUGACCACCAUUUCUGGAGUGACGCAAAAUGCAACAUAAUUAUGUUAUCAGAGCAACAUGUUCAGGAAGAGUGUCAAGGAUCUGAAGCUGUCAGCACAAAACUUGCACAAGUUGUUUCCAAUGAAAAAUUGUUUUUUAAUGUGAAUACUCCAAGUAUUAAGGGUGAUAUAAACAGUUAUGGUUUGGUAAGGAUUCUAGCUGGUGGUACUGUUCAUAGGUUUGACACAUGUUUGGGUAUAUUUGAACAAACUUUUGGUUUAAUACGAGAUCCUCAUGCUGACAACAACUGGAAAAUAAAAUUUACUAACUUAAGACUUAAAUCUCAAAGUCAGUUGCAAGGAAAUGAAAGACAGUCACUUGGUGCACCAGAUGCUGGGCCACUUUCCCUGAAACACUGAACAAGUUACCUUUACAACAGAAUAUUAUGAA